CCAAAAUGUGUUUAGUUGAAGAUUGGAAUUUGCUGAGAAAGGAUUACAGUGUGUAGUCUGUGAUUAUAAGAUUUGUGUAUACCUUGUCGUAGUGUGUAAACUUUUAUCCUUGGAUUAAUUAGUUUUAUUAUCCGUUUGUACUUUUAUGUAUCCCCCAAAGAUGUGCCAUAGUUGUUGAGAAGGUUUCGCUUUGAGGAUGGAGUGGAAGAUCAUUCUAACCCUACUGUUAAGCGUCAUUGCUAUAGCAACUGGAACUAACUAUAUAGCUGACGUGUACGAACUUGACCCAACUUCAAGCGAGGUUUUCUUUCAGAAUGCUGUGAUGGACAGAAGAACUCGUAAAAUAUAUGUUGGUGCUAAAAAUAGAUUGUAUGAAUUUGAUGAAAACCUGGAUGUUAUUACAGAAGUGAAAACUGGGCCAGCAUUUGAUAAUCCCGCCUGCCCUGUGAGGAAAUAUGCUUGUGAUGAAGAAAAGAAAGAGUUGACACAAAGCUUCAGUAAAGUUAUUCUGAUUGAUUAUGAAAACAAUCAUCUAAUCCACUGUAUCAGUUUGUAUCAAGGAUCCUGUUUUAAGGGUGACAUUAAUAACAUCAAGAAUUUGGAAGAAAUUGUUGUUGAUGAUGCGCUUGUGGCGAAUAAUGACUCUGCAACUUCUUUUGCGUUUAUCACACCUGGACCAAUUAAAGAUGAGAAAGGACACUUUGCAAGCGUGAUAAACAUUGGUGUGCAAUAUACCAACAAAGGCUUUCAACGAGACCGAGUUUAUUGCUUUGCUACAAGAAAAUUGAAUAACUUUGAGCUAGCAUAUAAAAGUCUGUUCAGAAAGUCUGCUACGAUUUUAGACUCAAACAAUAGGCAAUUGUUUCCUAUUAAAUAUGUAUAUGGAUUUGGCUCACAAGGAUUCAGCUAUAUGGUGACAGUACAAAAACCAUCACCCACCCUCGAGUCUUACAUUACGAAAAUCUUUCGUGUCUGCCAAAAAGACCUGCAAUACUAUUCUUAUGCUGAGGUCCAGCUGCAGUGCUGGCAUAACGGGGCUUUGUAUAACCUUGCUCAAGCUGUUUAUGUCGGUAAAGCUGGUGUCCUGCUCGCAAAGCUGUUAAAUAUACCCGAUACGGAAGAAGUACUAUACGUAUCUUUCUCUAUAGGUGACCCUCGAUCAAGUAACCCUACAGAAGACUCAGCAUUGUGUGUCUAUCCAAUGCGAACAGUCCGUAGGAUAUUUUCAGCUAAUAUUCAGGACUGUUUUAAUGGCAAAGGCAAUACAGGCCCUGGGUAUUUUUAUGAUGCAGUUCGAUGUAAACACACACCAAACCUACAAGUUAAUGAUGAGUAUUGCGGUGAUCAUAAAGAGGUCAAUUCUCCGACAGAUGGUACAGAUCCUAUUUCUCAAGAAGCUGCAAUCACAUUUCCCAGUACUAUUUCAUCUUUGACCAUAGACAUAGUGAAUGAAUACACAGUCGCUUUUGCAGGCACUAAGAAAGGACAUAUUUACAAGGUAUUUUCUUCAUAUUCAUUUAUUAUAGGAUCCUUUUUUGGCAAGUUAUUAGAUAGAUUGCUUAUGUUUCGGGUUUUUAAUCAUUUACCAUCCCCCACCCUUUUCCUACACUUUGAUUUUAUGAAUUUAGAUCACAUGAGCUGAGAAGCAUCUAUUUUC
Molecule: messenger RNA, 1657 nt
Organism: Ruditapes philippinarum (Manila clam)
Lineage: Eukaryota; Metazoa; Mollusca; Bivalvia; Venerida; Veneridae
Product: plexin-A2-like
Exons: 3
Coding region: 197-1642 (481 amino acids)
Biological process (GO): negative regulation of cell adhesion; regulation of GTPase activity; regulation of cell shape
Cellular component (GO): semaphorin receptor complex
Molecular function (GO): semaphorin receptor activity; protein binding
Source: RefSeq, a predicted model, not a curated record